Messenger RNA from Xenopus laevis (African clawed frog), 2565 nucleotides. RefSeq names its product FAST kinase domains 2 L homeolog (gene fastkd2.L). Gene Ontology annotation, molecular function: RNA binding. The transcript is spliced from 12 exons. The record is from RefSeq and is a predicted model, not a curated record. Gene Ontology annotation, biological process: regulation of mitochondrial mRNA stability; mitochondrial RNA processing. NCBI's taxonomy places the organism in Eukaryota, Metazoa, Chordata, Amphibia, Anura, Pipidae. The coding region runs from base 213 to 2330 and encodes 705 amino acids. Gene Ontology annotation, cellular component: mitochondrial matrix; mitochondrion; ribonucleoprotein granule.
UGGUUUAUGCAUUUGAGCAGAUUGUAAGAGAAAACGCGCUUUUAUUUGUCCCUUGUGCGACACUGUAGGUUGAAGGUUAGGCACGUGAUCCUUAUGUCGUGGCUUCAUGGCUGCGCCCACAGUAGCAUGGCUGUUUGAAGAUUCAUGAAUAUACUGAUGUUCUACUGAAUGGGACAAGACUCUUUUGAUACUCUCAUUUUUAAAUUAGUAACAUGAAUGCAAAGGCAUCUUUACGUUUGGUUGGCACAGUAAGGCAUUUGCCCUUAUGUGACUCGGCAGUGGGCAUGAGAAUUCCAGUAUUUAUAAGACGAAACUGUAGCACAAAGACUAGGCUGGUAAAAGCUGUUACACAGCAUGCAAACUUAUGUCAACCUGCAAGUACCUCUUGCCUGUCCUUCAGGUUUUUAAGUCAAGAGAGCCCAGCUAAUACGGAUGAAAAGACAACUCAGUCUGAUGUAAAGGAACAGUCUUCAGUUGAUGUUUCUAUCAAUUUGGCAAAAGGCACUGCCACUCAGAUUGAAAGCAAAAUAGACUUUGAUGAUGGAAGUCCUUUAGCAGAUGAUGAAAGUGUUAAGCAACAGUGGGUUUCCUCUAGGGCAACUGAAGAAAGUAAUGUUGAUUUCUACUCUGCUCUGAAGAGAUGCACGUCCCCUUCAGAUGUGCUUGAGCUGUGCGGUAGUACAUCCAUGAACAUGAAACAGAUCAGCAACUGUUUUACAACUAUGUGGGAAACCACAAAGAGGAUCAGGAAAGGACAAAGACGCUAUGAGAGGCAACUCAUGCUGGAACACCCAAACUUUGAGAACUUGUGCCGUUUAUCAAUGAAUGCAUCCCAGAGGAUGAGACCUGAAGAUAUGGUAUAUACUCUGCAUGCAGUAGUGAAACUAGAGAUAAGUCAACGCUCUAGACUGGUUCAGACCUUGCUGAGAGUUUGCCAGGAACAUCUCAAUGAGUUUGAAGAAAGAGAAAUCUCUGUUUUGGCCAGUGCAUUGGAGAUCAUGGAUAGCUCUAGAAAUGUGGAUGCUCUCAGAUCAGGUCUUCGAAUGCUGGUUGAGUUACGAAUGCCUGAAAUCAGAGGAGUGCUACCCUUGCAGACCAUGAUGAGAGCUAUUGGGAGAGAUGCCCCAUUACCACUGAAGAAAAAGCUGGAGAGGAAAGCUUUAGGGAUGUUGGAUGAAUUCUCACUUCCAAAUUGCCAGCACAUGUUUACCACCCUUGCCACAAUUAACCUGCGCUCUCUACCCAUUCUGGAAGCCUGCAGCCUAAAGAUCAUUAAUGAUAUGGAAGGCAUACCCUUCUGGAAGUUGAUCCAUGUUUUACAGGCUUGCCGGGAGCUGUCUUAUCGCAAUGAAGGUUUACUGACUGCAAUAGGAGAUUAUAUUGUGGCUACUAUUUAUAUGUGGCAAACUAAGCAGGUGACGCUGAUCCUUUCCAUGCUGGAAAAUUUAGGCUUCCGGCAUGUCCCUUUGUUAGAUGUCUUGGCAGAAAGGGUGAUUCAAAACCCUGAGUCAUUGACUUUCAAAGAUUUAUUGGUUACCGUAAAAGCAUAUUCACUUCUCAACCACCUCCCAGAAGGGAAGAGUCAGCAAUUCUUGAAUGCUCUAAAUAUGUCUCUGGAGCUUUAUCUACCUCGGAUUCCUCCAGUGGAGCUUCUCAGAGUGGUAUUUUCCUUCUGCAUAUUGGAAUACUUCCCUCAGCAACCGCUAGACAAACUUCUUAAGGAAGACAUUCUUAAGGAUCUGUUGACUUCAGCAAAUCACAAUGUGGAAAUAAAUGAGCGAAUGUUGCACAGCAUUAACUUGUGUUUGGAAUUGGACAAGCCAUCUAUCACCAAACCUACAAUGGCCCUGGGAAAGACUGCAAUUACCAGCUUUACCACACAACCCGAGGUUCAGACUGCCCUGCACGCCAUUGUAGGAGAUCCAAGUCUUGUGCAACACAAUGUCCAUUUACCUAAUGACUACUUCAUUGAUUUUAUAUUUGAUUUUGAUACAAAGCAGAACAUUGUGGUUCCUAUAACCGCCUCACAGAUGUCGGAUAACCCGCUACAUGUUGAAAGAGUGGCCGUUCUGUGCGCAUCAAUGUCAUCCUUUGCUUUGGGGACACUUCAUCCUUUAGGAAAGCUGGCAAUGAAAAUAAGGCAUCUCAAGGCUCUUGGUUAUAAAGCUGUAUUGGUCCCUCUACAUGAGUUUGGAAGAUUAAAUGAGACUGAGAGAAUCCAGUUCCUUCAGAGCCGAAUUUUCAUUGGAAAAUCUUCUGCUGAUAAAGCGCCUGAGAUGACAGAGACAGAAAGAAAUGAGGAAAUAAGCAACCAAAACCCUAGUCUAUAAAGUCAGCUAGUUGUUGGCCAGGGGUGAGGCUUUUUCUUCCUUAAUGCUUUGUUCGACCUCUGGUGAAGUGAAUUAAUCCAGAGCAAACGUCUGGAUUACUGUGACUGAAGCUCAUUAUUUAGGCUGACUAUGUUACAUCAGUGUAUAAAAUACAUUCAUUCAAUUAAGUACAGUAUGCUGAGGGAAGGUGACAUCACCGCAAUGUGAUAUGAAGUAAUAAAUCUCUUAUUUUUCA